GUUUUGAAUCGCACACAACCAGGAAAAUUCGUCUGUCAAUCACAGCUUCAAAAUCAUGUUUGCAAUCAGACAGUUAUCGAGAUCUGCGUUUGGUUUCGCCGCUAGGCAGACAGAGAAGGCCAUUGUGACUCAGAUGUCACGAUGCACAUACGUGACACACCCGCGAGCCUGUUUUUCAACUUGUAAAGACGAGGGGUCUGAUCCCUCCAAGGUACCGAACUCCUUCUGGGAGAAGAAGCUUACUCCCGAACAGUACAAUGUCACAAGGGAAAAGGGCACCGAACCGCCUUUCACCGGAAAGUUUGUGUACCACAACGAUAAGGGGACUUACACGUGUGUGUGCUGCGAAUCAACGCUAUUCAGCUCGUCCACCAAGUUUGAUUCGGGGACAGGCUGGCCCUCAUUUAGCGACGCCUACCACGCAGACGAACACAGUAACGUCAUCUGUCGGUCUGACCUCAGUUACGGCAUGGUGAGGACAGAGGCAUUGUGUAAACAGUGUAACGCCCACCUGGGUCACGUGUUCGAGGACGGUCCUAAGCCCACCGGUCUGCGGUACUGCAUCAACAGCGCGUCUCUCAGCUUCAAGAAAACCACGUGAUAUGCCAUGUGAUAAAACCACACAUGCACCAUAUCACCGAACAAGGACACAAUAUAUUAACUGACGUUUUGAUGUCUGUAUAUAAUCUGAGAAACAGCUUUAUGGUGAACGUUUAUUGUAUUCUAGUCUAUUUUCAUUGACGAAAUUGACUGCAUUUAAUUAAUUAUCACAAACGAUUGAUGCUGAAGUUGAAUGCAUGUAUAUUUUUCCAAACGGGAUAUGAUCGUUAGUAUUUGUUCCGAUGUGUAACUAUGUGAGAUAUUUGCAUGCCAUUUAUGGUUUGUUCUUAAAAGAGGCUAGUAUCGUUUCAGUUGUAAAUCUGUAUGAAAUGAGCAUAACACACACCCUUAAAAUACUAAUAAUCUUUUAAUCAAUACUGAGAUUAUCAUACGAGCACGUGUGUCAUUCUGAUUUUACAAAACGAGUGAUCGAGUUCUAGUGUUUCGGUCUUUACUCUUGUCUGGGCAAGACACUGCAGUGAUGGCAAUGGUGUUUUCCUGUAUAUAACCCACGUGACUCGACAGUGAAAUGAGGGUGAGUGAGGUUGGUUUUACGCCACCUUUAGCAAUAUUCCUGCAAUAUCACCGCGCGGGACACCAGAAAUGUACACUGUAUACUUUCAUAUGGCUAUAGUUAAUCUGUCAUGACACUGCAGUAAUAUUAGUCCCCACAGGUACAAUGUGUGAAGCCCAUUUCUGGUGGCCCUGAUGUUAUUGGAAUGUUGCUAAAAGCGGCGUAAAACCAUACUCACUCACUCACACACUAUGGUAAUAUUAAAUAUGAUCGGCUGUUCUUAAACCUCGUUUGAGUAGUAUGUGUGGAGAGAUCUGAGUUGAAUGCAGAUGGUUGAUAUUUGAUGGUAUUUGUUGUUCUGAUGAUAUGAUAAUGUGUUCAAGAAGUGUUUCCAAUCAUGAAUUAUGUCUUCAAGAAACCUGCAAUAUACAAACUAAUUACAUAUUACUUUAUCGGGUUACAGUUUCACCUUUGAGGCAGUGUAUAAAAUAGUUUUGAAAUGUCGCCUGUCCAAAAAAGUGACCAGUCCCGAACAAACACAGCCAGUCCCAUAAACUGAAACAAUGAAAAAUAAUGAAGUUUAUUUUUUCAAAUGUUUCCCCCGACCAAAGGACGACCUUUCUUUUUUAAUAAACCGUCCUUCACAAAAACAGACUCUCAAGGACGGUGGGGCGGGCUAUAUUUCCUAGCUGCUUGAGGUCAUAAUUAGUGUCGAGUUGUUUUACCAUUUUGAAGAAUCCACAUGAUUUUAUUCCUCGUUUUGUUUCGGUUAUAUUUUCACCUUGCUUUGGGCGCAAACAGUUCAUGUUUUAUGCUUUGUGAUUAAAAUGAAUAUCAUAUUA
This is a messenger RNA of Haliotis rubra (blacklip abalone), 1956 nucleotides long. RefSeq names its product peptide methionine sulfoxide reductase MsrB-like. Gene Ontology annotation, biological process: protein repair; response to oxidative stress. Gene Ontology annotation, cellular component: cytoplasm. The record is from RefSeq and is a predicted model, not a curated record. Gene Ontology annotation, molecular function: peptide-methionine (R)-S-oxide reductase activity. Bases 56 to 601 code for a protein of 181 amino acids. The transcript has 5 exons. NCBI's taxonomy places the organism in Eukaryota, Metazoa, Mollusca, Gastropoda, Lepetellida, Haliotidae.